Anopheles merus is the source of this 1637-nucleotide messenger RNA. RefSeq names its product larval cuticle protein 1 (gene Cpr100A). Lineage: Eukaryota; Metazoa; Arthropoda; Insecta; Diptera; Culicidae. Gene Ontology annotation, cellular component: chitin-based extracellular matrix. The transcript is spliced from 3 exons. Gene Ontology annotation, molecular function: structural constituent of chitin-based larval cuticle. The record is from RefSeq and is a predicted model, not a curated record. Bases 205 to 888 code for a protein of 227 amino acids.
UUUCUUCGCAUCCAAUCGGCUCUGAUCGCUUCCGCCCACUCCGUGCUGGAAAGGAUCUGGCCGUGUUAUCCUGCCCGCCCUAAAAUUCCCACAAUCUUUCCCUCGAGAAACCGAAGUGCGUGUUUUGUGAGUGUGUAAAGGCUCCGUCCGAAGCAGUUUACCACAAAAGCUGUGCUUUUCAGUGAACCCAACAACAACCCGAAAAUGUUCAGAUUUGUGCUCCUAUCAACGCUGCUGGUCGCCGCGACGGCCCAGUACAACGGUGGCUACCACCGCGACCCGAAGACGGCCGCCAUCCUGAGCGAGCAGCGGUACCAGUCCGGGGACGGCAAGUUCGGUGCCGCCUACACGCAGGAGGACGGUACGGACUUCAAGGAGGAGACGGACGAGCAAGGUAACCGCCGCGGCUCGUACAGCUACGUCGACCCGACCGGCCAGCGACGCACCAUCUCCUACGUGGCGGGCAAGAAUGGCUUCCAGGCGUCCGGUGACCAUCUGCCGGUAGCGCCGCCAGCACCGCCACAGCCGGCCCCGCAGCCCCAGUACCAGCCGCAGCCGCAGUAUCAGCCGCAGCCGCAGUACAACGGUGGCCGCAGCUACGACGACGACGGCCAGUACGAUCCGCGCUGGAACGACCCCAACUUCAGCCAGAACCAGUACUCGGCCCCGGCCCCUGCCCCUGCCCCGGCCCCGGUCCACAACUACCAUGCUGCCCCGGUGGCUCCGGUCGCGCCCGUGCCCCAGUACAACCAGCACAACUACGCCCCGCAGCCCCAGGCGGCCCCGGCCUGGACUACUACGCCCGCACCGCACCGCUUCCAGCCGCCAGGCAAGCUGCAGCUGAACCGAACUCCGGACGGCUACAGCUACACCUUCAACAAGGUUUAGGGCGCUGAUCCUCAACGCCCCGAGACCCCGAACGCCACACGCACUCACUCGCACACACACACACCUACUGUGAAAGAGUGAGAGAGGGGGGAGGGGGAGCUGCAACUGGAGAGUGAGAAGUUCCUCAACUUCCAGCUCCGCUGCCCCUCUUUAACUUUUCUUCCCAACCAACCACUCCGCCCUUCCAAACUAUCUCCAGAAGAAGCACAAUAUCUGCCACCAGGAUUUCCGAUGGCCUAGUUUUACCCCAAAGUCCUCCAGGGGAAGGUUUGCGCCUGUCCCGAAAUUCUCUCCACUACCCUUUUCACUCUUCUACUCUUUCCGUCCACUAAGUGAGUAUGUGUGAGUGCGCGCGCGUGUGUGUGUAUGUGUAGGAGAGAGUGUUAUGUUAGCCGUUAGCCGAAGUAAGCGUUACUUUGCCUGUUGUGAUAUGUAAGCGUUUGUAAAUCGUAGAAUGUCCUUACUACCACCCUUGCCCAACUCUCCCCCCCUCUCCUUCCAUCCCAUCUCUUUUCAACUCCCAAUGUCCUUUCCUGGAUUCUUCUCGCCUUUCUUCGCUCCUUCACGGCCUUGCCGCGGUGGCGGGGAAAGCGAACGAGAACCCGGUUUAGCUUUUGCCGUUUUGGUACAGCGUGUGUCAAGUUAGCGUUGGCUGUUUGCCCCGCAGGCGGAAGGAUUUGUGGCAGCAGCAGCAGCAGCAGAUGCUGCACGGUUGCACGGACCCGCCUAACCGUGGAUUGCAAACCGGG